CCUCUUUCUUCCAUUUUCCAAUUUCUCCUGCGGUCCACGCUGAACGACCAGGACGCAGAAAUUGUCCCUUUGACGUGGCCGUACUCGAGAUAUACACGCCGUUACGGCUGUUCUGACCCUCCCGCUCUCCUUGUUUGUGUCCCCAACGACGGAUCCUGUGCUGGCUGCUGACAUUCAUUUUGCUUCCAUUUUACUGAUCGAUCUUGGAUCAUUAUACGGUCGCGUCGGCGACGAGGAGGUAUAAUAGAGUACGCGACGGAAUUCGAGGGCAGAAGAGGUGCUUAGGGGUCGUAUACUAUAUUGACUCGCGGCAGCAAACAACAACAUUUCCUUUUGUCAAUUGCUGUACUGUAAUUAUAUCCACGCCUUCACUUCAUGUACGCAAAUCAGUAUCCCCGUGCUACUCAUGCUGCCCAAAUUCCUGCUGGCUGGCAGCCUCCUUAUCAGGGUGCUCCGCCGAUUCCUCAAGGCUGGAAUGUCAAGCCUAAUGAUUGGAAUCAAGGCCAAUGGCAGUUCAAUCCCGCUUUCAACCACCACCAUCAGCAGCCGUCUCAGCAGUAUAUUCCCUGGAUCCCAAGUCAAUCAUGGCCUGGGGCACAGCAGCAGCAGCAACAACAACAGAAACACAAUCCUUACCAGCGGCCCAUCAAACCGCCAAGCGCAGAAUAUCUGGCUCAACCUGUGAAGGAAAACGCCUUGGACCUAACGGGCAUGAUUCCCAGGGCACAAGUAUACGGCGAAGAGAAAGGCGAUGAUGAUACACCACACACACCAUGGAUAUGGAAUCCUCGAGGUCUAGUGGAGAAGGAGGAUGACCAAGGCACCAUUCAAGCUGAGUUUCGUGAUGCGCUCGGCAAUCGCUUUCUGCAAUCUCGAGGCCCUACACCGACGCGUCGGCGCUCAUCCCUUGAAUACGAGGCAUCGCCUUCCCCCUCACCUCUACGCCUUCAGCGCCAUACAAGCACUCGUCAAUCAUCUGAACCUUCGCCACAGAUCUACGCUGCUGCCACUGCGCCGAAGCGAGGGACCUCUGAGCCGUCUGUGACUCAAUUUUCGUCAUACAGCCAACAGAGCCGACAUAGUUCUCCGGAACCACAGCAGCCCCAACAACAGGACCACCGUCCUCUCCAGCCCACGUUCUCAACUAACAUUGUUCGCACUCCUGACCAUUAUAGUAAUAGUUCCCCUACACGACCGAACAGUGCCGCUGCCUCCUCCGGUCACAGUGGUAAGAAAUCUAGUCGUAGCAUCAGUAUCGAUGCCGAAUUGGCUGCCAAGAUGGAUCGCUUGAACACAGGCCCGGCUCAGCCUCUAGUGCGGCAUUCGUCACUGCCGACGCACUCCAUAUCGUCUUCUUCGUCAACUACUCAUGCAAGUGCACAAGUCUACACAGAGGAACCGUCCGCAUUGCUGAGCCCGCUUGUCAUUAGCCAUACUCCAGUCCUGCCUAAUCGCCCGCUUGGACGUCAUCACACAGCGCCGACACUGAGCUCGAUCCCAGAGACUGCGACUCGAGGCGUGACAGAGACAUCGUCUCGAAGCGUCCAGCAAAUAUCUGCUCACAACGCGCCGGAGAUGUCGUCCACAGUUCCUUCAGCUGAGAAGAACGCCAGACCUUCGCCACAGAACAACGUGCCUUCGGGCCCUGCGCCUGCCAGCAACGUCAUGCCUCGAGGCGUUCCGGAGACAUCUCCACCUCACAAAAACGUCACAUCCUCGCCACAUAGUAACCUUGUUUCUUCAUCUCAAAGUAAUGCCGUUCCUCGAAACACGCCGGAAUCGUCUUCUCGCAACGUUCCAGACGCAUCGUCUCGUAGCAUUAUGCCUUCACCUCAUAGCAGGACUUCACCCCGCAGCACAACUGUGCCUUCACCCUAUAGUAAUGUCAUCCCUUCACCUAACAGUAACGUCAUACCCUCUCCACACAGCUCCCGUUCCUCCCGGUCUUCUUCUUCCCGGCAUCGUAUUUCCAGCUCGAGCUCGGGUUCCAGACGAACGUCUCCCUUGAUGUCGCACAAUCCUCUCCCAGAGCCGCCUCGUGAGUUCCAGUAUAGCCUACCUCCGCCAAGGCAGAAGACGCCGCCGAAAACGUACAAGCGCAAGGUCCGCAUGGGCUUCUGGAAUCGACGGGGAGACCACCUCACUCCAGAUGGGCACAUCGUUUAUGCACCCCCUCAUCUUUCUCACCCCUCUGAGCUUAAGGAUUAUCCGCGUACUAAAGAUGGGUUCAUGAAUCAUGACGGGGCUUUUAUGAAGCAAAGCCCGAAUUGGACCGAGCUACAGGACUCGUUACCUAGGUUUGGGAGGUCACCCGUUAGGCCCUAUGAAAGUUUCGUAGUAUAUAACUACUUCUAAAUAACUAAUUUUCCGACAUUUGUAUUCAUUUAGCACACCAUUGGGAUUAUAUAUAUAUAGCAUCUAGCUGUUGAAAUGACAAAUAGCUCAGCGAUAAUAAUAUACAUCAUGCUUCACAACUGCUUUACAU
Guyanagaster necrorhizus is the source of this 2485-nucleotide messenger RNA. RefSeq lists its product as uncharacterized. The record is from RefSeq and is a predicted model, not a curated record. NCBI's taxonomy places the organism in Eukaryota, Fungi, Basidiomycota, Agaricomycetes, Agaricales, Physalacriaceae. The transcript has 5 exons. The coding region runs from base 376 to 2355 and encodes 659 amino acids.